UUCAAACGGCCGCAGACGACGAACCGAGGAGACGGAGUCUGAAGAAUCACUGUUCCUCCAGCAGCAUGUCCCGUUUGCCAGUUAUGUCAAGUAAGAGGGUGUUGAGCACCAACAGCUCCGCAAAUGUCCAGGAUUUUGCUCCUGCUCAGAAGAGGGUCCGUAAGGAUCCAGAGACGGACAGACCUCAGACUGCAGCCACAGUCAUUGGUACCAAGCGGCCUGCAGCGGCUGUGGCUGCAGCCAGGCCUCCUCUGUCUCGGCCAGUCAGAGGUGCAGGAGCUGCCACGGUGGCUGUCGGUCCGUCCAGAGGUGUUGUCAAACCUUAUGUUGCUUCCACUGCAGCCAGAGGAGGCAACAUGAAGCCACCCGCAGGAUCCACGGCCCCGAAAACAGCUGGGAGCGGCGCCCCCCGCCGCCAUGCCUGGGACCUGAAGGGAAAGGUGAGCGACAUGGAGGAUAAAAUCCGAAACUACCAGACCCGGGUCAAGUCCGUCAACCAGGAGAACGAGGUGCUGAAAGGCUCGAUGGCCCACAACCAGACAAAAGUGGUGGAACUGGAGGAACAGCUGAAGAAGCUGGAAGGCCAAAUCAUUGACUAUGAGACGGAGGUGAAGGCGUUAUCAAAUGUCCGCAGCGAAUUGGACAAAGUGUCGAAUGAGAAGAGCUGCCUCGAGAAAGAGCUCUGCAGCUUGGAGAGCAAAUACAGAGUUGUGGAGACUCUGCGGGACAGCCAGGAGACGGAGCUCCAGACUCUGAAGAUGAAGCUGUCCGUGCAGGAGUCCACGCUGGCCCGCCUGCAGGCCACCCUCCGGGACACCGAGGAGCAGGUCCGCUCCCUGACCGACACCGUGGCCCAGCAGAGCGAAGAGCUCCACGCCGGGGAGAUGGAGCGCCGGAGGCUCCACAACACCAUCCAGGAGCUGAAGGGCAACAUCAGAGUGUUCUGCAGAGUGCGCCCCCUGCAGGGCGGCGGCCUCAGCAAGCACAUCCAGCUGGCAGCGAGCAACAACAAGAUGAUCACGCUGGCCAAAACCGAGGAGUCCCACACAGGCAAGACUGCUGAAACUCACAAGAGCUACAACUUCAGCUUCGACCGAGUGUUCGGGCCGGGGGCUUCACAGCAGGAGGUCUUUGACGAGAUCUCGCUGCUGGUGCAGUCGGCCCUGGACGGCUACAACGUGUGCUGCUUCGCCUACGGCCAGACGGGCAGCGGGAAGACGUUCACCAUGGAGGGUGGGGAGUUUGAUGACAGCAGGGGGUGUAUCCCCCGAGCCGUGCAGCAGGUCUUCAGAGCAGCGGAGAAGCUGGGAGCUCAGGGCUGGGAGUUCACCUUCACAGCCAGCUUUGUCGAAAUUUACAACGAGACCCUGCGAGACCUGCUGUAUACCGGCAAGGGCAGCAAGAGGCCAGAGCACGAGAUCCGAAAGUCAGCCAGCAACGAGGUGACCAUCACCAACCUGUCGUACCGGAAGGUCUCCACCGAGGACGAGGUUCUGGGUCUGAUCGCCUUGGCCAAUCACAACCGCGCCACGGCUCAGACGGCGCAGAAUGACCGCUCCUCCCGCUCCCACUCGGUCUUCCAGCUGGAUAUUGAGGGAGUGAACGCUGGCAGGGAGGUCAAGUGCAAGUCCACCCUGUGCCUGGUGGACCUGGCUGGCAGUGAGCGCAUGGUGAAGAGCCAGUCGCAGGGAGAGCGCUUCAAAGAGAUGACGGCCAUCAACGGCUCCCUGUCUAACCUGGGCAUCGUCAUCUCCGCGCUGGCCAACAAGGAGAGCCACAUCCCAUACAGAAACUCCAAGCUGACCUACCUCCUGCAGGGGUGCUUGGGAGGCAACAGCAAAACCCUGAUGUUCGUGAACGUGGCCCCCGAGCCGGACAGCUUCGGGGAAACUCUCAACUCUCUGAGGUUUGCCAGCAAGGUGAAUGACUGUGUGAUCGGAACAGCAAGCGUCAACAGGAAGUAGCUCGUUUCUUUUGGCCUUGAUGGCCACACCACAACAUAAGAUCCUGAACAACCUUUUCAGUCAGCCGCUGUGCUUCAGCCUGUGUGUAAACUCAGGGCCGUUUACUGAUGCUGGCUUUGAUUUCAAUCGGCUGUGCAUAUUUCUUUGAAAGACUGUAACCGCCUUUCUCACGUGCGCGUGACUUUCCAGGGCUUCUUGCUCAUAACUUUCUCUGGCAUGUUUGAUUAUUCAUUGGAAAAUGUGUGAUAUAUUCAGUGUUUUUGCUGUUAGAUUGAGUUUGCUUUUUUUUCUUUGUAUUCAGUGUAGCUUUACUUUGUUUUUACCGUUGGACACAAUGAUAAUAAAGAUGCUCAGCAGACGGGCUUCAUGCCUCUCCUGCUCAGGAAGCUCCAAAAAUACCUGCGUCAGAAGUUCUCCUGAAUGAUUUGUAUAUUUUAUGGUCAACCUGUUGAGAUUUUAGUGUUAACUCUGAAGUUUUGCUCUGAAGUGAUCUCAGACUUUGUUUGAGGGCAGAUUUGAGUUUAAAUGUGGAGCCGGGUCAGAAAACCGAAGACGGAGUAGCUGCUUUGGCUCUUUGAAAGGAGGGGAGACGACUGCUUCUGAAAAUGAAUUAUUAACCAAAACAGCCAAAGGUUGCUUUCUGUCAGUUGACUGAUUCUUGCAGGAGUAAUAAAUGUGCAAAUAUACUUUCCUGUCUUUGUUUGCUUAAAUGAUAUUGAAUUGAUUAAACACAUGUACAUUAA
Molecule: messenger RNA, 2707 nt
Organism: Salarias fasciatus (jewelled blenny)
Lineage: Eukaryota; Metazoa; Chordata; Actinopteri; Blenniiformes; Blenniidae
Gene: kifc1
Product: kinesin family member C1
Exons: 17
Coding region: 66-1964 (632 amino acids)
Biological process (GO): microtubule-based movement
Molecular function (GO): ATP binding; microtubule motor activity; microtubule binding
Source: RefSeq, a predicted model, not a curated record